Messenger RNA from Impatiens glandulifera, 405 nucleotides. Its product is annotated as oleosin 1-like. The coding region runs from base 16 to 405 and encodes 129 amino acids. Lineage: Eukaryota; Viridiplantae; Streptophyta; Magnoliopsida; Ericales; Balsaminaceae. Gene Ontology annotation, cellular component: monolayer-surrounded lipid storage body; extracellular region; membrane. The record is from RefSeq and is a predicted model, not a curated record. The transcript has a single exon. Gene Ontology annotation, biological process: sexual reproduction; lipid storage.
AUUCUACUUUUCAAAAUGUCUACUCUCCAAACUCCACAUGAAGAACAGAUCUACCAAAAGGUGGCGAAAACCACAAUUGCUGUCACCAUCUGCGGUUCCUUCAUCAUCCUCUCUGGCCUCACCAUGGUAGCCACCAUCGUUGGACUUGUGUUGGCCACGCCGCCGGCCGUCAUAACCAGCCCAGUCCUGGUCCCUGCUUCCAUUGCGGUUUCUCUAAUCCUUGCCGGAUUAUUGACCUCUUUUGGGCUGGCAUCAACUGCAGCAUUUAUCUUUUACUGGAUGUUCGGAUAUAUGACAGGUAAACAACCGAUCGGAGCAAACCAACUUGAUAUGAUAUGUAAUAAGCUAUCUGAUGCUGCUAAUGAGAUCAAGGGAAGAGCACACCAACUUGGACAUCAAUAUUAA